AUAAAACUCAAUCCUAUAAUACAUUCUCUCCUGCUCACAUGCUUCUCUUCCCUUUCUUCCCAAGUUGUCUGCUUCUCUCUCUUGACGUUUUUUUAUUUUUACUUCAUUUUUUGCAGCAAUUUGUUCUACAAUGCAGACAAGAACUGUGCAAGUAAAGAACUUGUCAGAUCUAGCAAGCGAGAGGGAGAUUCAUGAGUUCUUUUCUUUCUCUGGUGAUAUUGAGCGUAUUGAAAUCAUAGGUGAACCUGGCCAAUCAAAGAUCGCUUAUGUUACAUUCAAGGAUCCAAAAGCUCUUGAAAUCGCGUUGUUAUUGUCGGGGGCAACAAUUGUUGACAAGAUCGUGGUAAUAACUUGUGCUGAAAAUUAUGUACCAAAACCUGAGAUCCAUGAAGCAAGUACAGCAGACAACACUGUGUCUAUUACUUCAGCUGAGCAAAGUGCACCAGACGCUGAGCAAGGUAGAACUAGUCCACCUGGCAGUGGAAGAAUGUAUGUUAGUAAAGCACAAGAUGUUGUUGCAAGUAUGUUGGCUAAAGGUUCAGCUAUACGACAAGAUGCAGUGAACAAAGCUAAAGCUUUUGAUGAGAAACAUCAGUUGACAGCCAGUGCAUCUGCCAAGGUUAUUUCCUUUGACCGCAGAGUUGGGUUGACAGAAAAAUUGACUGUGGGAAUUUCAGUGGUUAAUGAGAAAGUAAAGUCUGUGGAUCAAAGGCUGCAGGUAUCAGAUAAAACCAUGGCUGCAAUAUUUGCAGCAGAGAGGAAAAUAAAUGACACAGGAUCAGCUGUCAAAGCUAGCAGGUACGUAACUGCUGGGACAGCUUGGCUUAAUGGUGCUUUCAGCAAGGUUGCAAAGGCUGGGCAGGUUGCAGGUACAAAAACCAGAGAAAAGUUCAAUGUGGCCAUGUCAAAUUUGACUGCCAAGGAUCCAAUUGCAGUGUAAGUGAGAAUUUGGCGUCUUAAGAUCCAAUUGCAGUGUAAGUGAGAAUUUGGCGUCUUAAGGUCACAUCUUUCAGAUCCUUGCUUGCACAUGCAUUGGAUGGCCUCGUUACACCAACAUGGAAAGAGGGAUCUAAAACUGGGGAACUAGAUGCUUGGGGUAGGAUGCACAAAGUUGUGUUCAGUUUUGGCUUGAAGUGUGUGCUUAUGCAAUUCAAUGUGUUAUAUAUAUAUAUAUAUAUUUUUACAUUAUUCUUUGAUUUCUAGGGGUAUUGCGCCUAUUGAGUUCCUUGUAAUUUUAGAGGCUUUCAACUCAGAAAGAAGCUGAAAUUGAUGUUACCAUUGUGCUCAUUGACACUUCCCUUUUGUAUCCUUUUUCACCCUUGAAAGAAGAGCUGAAGUUGCACUGAUAUGUUAAA
Theobroma umbraticum is the source of this 1355-nucleotide messenger RNA. RefSeq names its product RNA binding (RRM/RBD/RNP motifs) family protein. The record is from RefSeq and is a predicted model, not a curated record. Lineage: Eukaryota; Viridiplantae; Streptophyta; Magnoliopsida; Malvales; Malvaceae. Gene Ontology annotation, molecular function: RNA binding.